UGCAGCGUCCUGGUGAGGAGUCGGAUCGUCUCCGUUCUUGUCGGAUGAUACUGCAGACGAGUUCCACCGGUUUCUCAAAAGCCUGAAUCACUUCCUGAUGAAACCCUAUCGAUGGCAGCGAGAACUGCGUGUGUGUGGACGAUGUGAAGAGAAAAACUGACACGUGGAUUUCUCCUCCUCCGGUCAUCAUAUCACCACAGGAGCCGUACAGUCCCACUCACCACCCGCUGCUCCGGUUAUUUAUCUUUUUUAACCCUCUCCCUCCCUCCUUCCCCAAAGUGUUUAUGUUUAUGGGUGGCAGAGUAGAAAAAGCGAGAUAUGUCGGUGCGAGUCCGACGUGACAGAGCUCGUUUUUAUUGCGCGAUCGAGCGGGAUUAAAGUAAAUCGACACAACAGUUGUGAAGGAGGCUGCCGUCAGCUCGCCUUGAAUGGCAGUUAUUCAAAAAGGCAAGAACUCCACUCUGGAUUUGGUCUGCUACAAGGAAACCCAAACGACCAACAAGAUCGGGAUCCCUGUGUGUCCGAAGAAGUGGACCGAACAGAAUGGAAACUGGUCCAGGCCGAUGGCGAGGGUAUGGACAGUGGUGCUGUUGCUCGGAACCUGCCUUCUGUACUGCGCCCGUGUGGCCAUGCCCAUCUGUGCCGUUACCAUGGCAGAGCAGUUCAAGUGGAACAAGCGAGAGACUGGAAUGGUGCUCGGCAGCUUCUUCUGGGGUUACUGCUUCACCCAAGUGUUUGGAGGCUACGUCAGUGACCGGGUGGGAGGUGAAAAGGUUCUCCUGCUGUCUGCAGCAGCGUGGGGCUCGAUGACCGCCUUCACCCCGAUGCUGGCGCACUUCUGCUCCCAGCCAAUCAUCUCCAUGACGCUGGCUCGAUUCCUCAUGGGCUUGUUGCAAGGAGUUCAUUAUCCGUCUCUGGCGAGCCUGUGCUCUCAGAAGGUGGUGGAAAGCGAGAGAGGCUUCCUCAUGAGCACUGUGGGCAGUGGCUCCUAUUUGGGAACACUGCUGAUUGGAGGAGCUGGCUCACUCCUGUUGGACAUGUAUGGCUGGGAGAGUGUGUUUUAUCUCUCCGGUCUUCUCUCAGUCUUCUGGGCAUACUGCUUGUGGAAAUGUCUCCUCAAAGGAGAAGGUCCUAUCAUCACGCUCGAGUCCCUGGGAAGUGGUGGAACUCAGUCCAAACUAUCCAAGAGACACUGGUUACGGCUCUUCAGACAACCUGCAGUCUGUGCUGUGAUCCUUACACAUCUAUGCACCUCCAGCACCUUCUUCACUGUUUUGUCGUGGCUGCCAACAUUUUUUAGAGACACUUUCCCUGAAGCCAAGGGUUGGGUGUUCAAUGUCAUUCCCUGGUUUGUGGCCAUUCCCUCAUCUGUCUUCAGUGGCUGCAUGUCUGACCACCUCAUCAAUCAAGGAUUCGAUACUGCUUCAGUGAGGAAGUUGAUGCAGUUUUGCUCCAUGGGGGUGUCCAGUGCGUUCACACUACUUCUUUGUGGCAACACCACCUUCCCCUGGGCUAUUGCAUUUGUGUCUGCUGCCAUGGGCCUCUUCACAUUCAGUCACAGUGGGGUAUCUGUAAAUGUUCAAGAUCUGGCUCCAUCAUGUGCUGGAGCUUUAUUUGGUGUUAUGAAUACAUGUGGAGCCUUCUCAGGGGUCCUAAUGGUGUAUUUCUCGGGGUAUCUAAUUGAGACAACAGGCUCGUGGGCAUCUGUGUUUGCUCUCAUCACCAUAGUCAACCUGCUGGGCCUCUGCAUAUUCCUUGCCUUUGCGGAGGCACGCCGGGUCGACAUUGACUCAAGCAAGGUCCGUCACCACAACACAUACAUCUAAACCGUUACUGUCGCCAUCGGAGGAGCCAGAACCUUGUUCUCAUGUGAAAUGUGACUUAAAGUAACCAGCAGCUGGGACACGACUCGCGUCGGAGAACCUGCCAUCGGACCCGCCGUCGGACCUCAAGUAGCACGUUCAUGCAAAUCUGUGCCUGUUGAAGGAAGUAGUGCAAUAGUUCUGUCAAAGCACACAGGAAACCUGCACAAUGUUCCUGGAGCUCGAGAAGAAAGGAUGCAGUGGUAACACCAAACAUUUACUUGGCUACUGAUUGUUUUUUUUUUCUCUUUUGUGUUACUGAAAAAUGCUUUGACGUGAGGAUGAUUGACACGCUCCUGUCUGUCAGUUGUGACAGACAAAGUCCUGUGGGACCGCCUAAGUGAUACAUGCGUUUAAACCUUCAUUCUUUUAUUACUACGUCUGAGUGACACCUCAUUACCCAGCAACUAAUUACUUGGCUGGCGCUUCCAAUGUUCUGUACAAUUUAGCAUCUGUAGUCCUUUUCACCAUGGUUACAACCUCAUCUCAACGUUACAGUUUGGAGUGGGUAAAAGCAAUCAUGUUAAAGUGUGUACUGUAUGUUGUCUGGGUGCAUAUGUUUCGAGUAAGAAGACCAAAGAGAAAUUAUUUUUGCAUUUUAACUUUAUGGCCCAUGCGUACUGUAGAAAUGCCUCACUCAAAUGUUUUACACGUCUUAUUUUUGACAUUUUUUUGAGUAUCUGUUCAUUUAUUUUUAGACCACCAAAUCAUAACAAAAGUUACCUCAAAGUACAAUCCAAGAGAACGGUCUCGACCUUACUCACCCCACACUGUAACAAAGAAAAAAAUAUCUUCAGCUGUGGUUGCCAGAAUAAUUCUGUAAAAAGGAAAAGUAUAUAAAUACAUUUUCAGGAAAUACUAUAAGUUCUACGGUAUAAAACUUGUAAUUUGCAAAAAAUAAUAAAAGGCAAGUGGGGUACAGGCAGCCUUGUAGCGGGUCUGUUCUGUUUAAGAAGUAAGCACACUAACUGCUUGCACCACCAUUCUAUCACAUGGUGCUGAUUAGUCUGAAAAUGAACAGAAUUGCAGAAUCCAUUUCAUCCUAUUGAUGUAUAACCUACUCAAUUCUAAACAGACAUGCCAUUUGUCCGAAGUCCUCAUAUUAACAUACUUUGUACAAAUACAGUAAAAAUAUGUUAAUAUGGCAACAUGACAAACAAUUUAUUAUAUUUUCAGAGUAUUUCCUACUGUGUGACAACACAAUGGUACAAACGGUGAGCGUGCUUGUCUCCCAAAUGAACUAUCCCGGGUUCAAGGCUACUUGAGGCUCAUUAUCCUUAUAGACUUAGAGCUGUGUUAGAAAAACCAGAUCAACAUGUACUUUAUCUUCCAUGCCAAAUUUUGUGUGGUGGCCGUGAGCAAAAUGGGAGCAGAACAACAAUAUCUCACUAACUCACUCACUCAUCUUCAACCGCUUAUUCCAAUUAAGGGUCACGGGGAGCUGGAGCCUAUCCCAGCUGUCAUAGGGCGUGAGCCGGGGUACAACCUGGAC
Molecule: messenger RNA, 3354 nt
Organism: Thalassophryne amazonica
Lineage: Eukaryota; Metazoa; Chordata; Actinopteri; Batrachoidiformes; Batrachoididae
Gene: slc17a9b
Product: solute carrier family 17 member 9b
Exons: 13
Coding region: 429-1826 (465 amino acids)
Biological process (GO): transmembrane transport
Cellular component (GO): membrane
Molecular function (GO): transmembrane transporter activity
Source: RefSeq, a predicted model, not a curated record